Molecule: messenger RNA, 2294 nt
Organism: Somion occarium
Lineage: Eukaryota; Fungi; Basidiomycota; Agaricomycetes; Polyporales; Cerrenaceae
Source: the annotation of a GenBank genome assembly
GCGGAAAUGCACGCGAUCAUAUCAAUGACGAUCGCGACGAAGUUGUUGAGCAACCGCAACUACCCUUUCGUUUGCCUUUGCGUAGACAUCGACAUCUGUACCAAUUCUCCUAGAUCUAAGGGUCCGCAUGUGCCGCGCUGAAUGCUUAUCGAUGCUUUCUCGGACCGUCAGAUCAGCGACUUCCAAGAUAUUUAAAUGACUUCGAGAAGUAUCAGCUGAACAGAAUGGCCUUAAGGUUAUAUUUAUCUUACUUAUCAUUUAUGUGUAUGUGAGGAGGACGACGACUGUCUUAUCUUUCGUAUGUCUACGUUACCAGAGAAGGCAGCCUUUGCCUGAGUCUUCAACAACCACCGUUUACCUGUCCCUUGAUUGAAUUUCUUCAUAGACACAAUAUGUCUUCAUCCUCUGCUGAGAAAGUUUACGAGGCCAGUGACCAUGGCUCUCGCUUACCUUCUUUAAAUCGGUAUCAGGGGCUCAAAAGCGUAUACUGUAGUGUUUCGCGCAUUUGUUCACGUCACAGGUCACAGAGGAUCGUGAACUGACAUUUGGAAGCAUGACCGGGCGCUUAAACGAGGGUCAGUGCUUUGAAGGGCCGCACAAGUGCAGCUUUCUGGCUACUUUUGGCUAUUCUUUCAGGUUGCUGACAUUAUUUGAGAGCUUACAAUGUGCCUCCCAAGCUUUGGAAAGGGAUUGGUAGUGCGUUGACAGAAUCGGCAAUAGCCAUGAACAUGAUGUCACAGGUCUCUCCGAACUGUGAACUGGGAACCGGACCGUCACAGGUCACAGGCCGUGAACAAAUGCGCGAAACAGUACAGUACUAUCACCCUGUGACGCAGGUGGUUAUGCUAGGCCUUGUACGCUUCAUGUGUCCUGGACUAUUCAAUGCGCUGAACGGUCUCGGCGGUGGAGGCCGGGUUGAUACGACAACUAAUGCCAACUCCAACGCGACACACUAUGCUACUUUUGCAUUCUUUGCAUUCUUUGCAGGGCCGGUUAACAAUCUGCUGGGGCCUCGGCUUACGCUGCUACUUGGAAGUACUGGCUAUGUCCUAACAAUAGCCUCAUACCUUGCUGUAAACAACCAUCCAGCCGCCGCUCCAUUCGUCAUCGUCGCUGGAGCGAUUCAGGGCGUUUGUGCAGGAUUACUCUGGACCGCCCAGGGAUCGUUGAUGUUGGCUUACUCAACUGAGAGCCAGAAAGGACUUUUCAUUGGCAUAUUCUGGUCCAUUUUCAACCUCGGGAGCGUAGUUGGCGCUUCUGUGUCACUUGGACAGAACUUCAAUUCAAAGACAAACUCUGUAGGCAACGGAACAUAUAUUGGAUUCCUUAUACUCACGUUGAUCGGGGUCUUCAUUCCUAUCCUGAUGGCUGACCCAGACAAAAUAAUACGGACCGAUGGCACCAAAGUGGAAUGCCCUCGACUUCCAUCACUACGAACCGCAUUCAACUGGUUCUAUACAUGGCAAUUCAAUGACUAUAAUAGCGCGCUCUUCAAUAUCCGUGCACGAUCGCUGAAUAAUUUAGUCUAUUGGAUCGCACAAAUACUUGGUUCCGUCGGUUUAGCAUUCUUGCUGGACCUCAAGUGCUUCAGCUGGAGACUCCGAGCUUACAUGGGGUGGCUCAUACUUUUGAUCAUGGUCUUGGUUGUCCACAUAUGGGCAUAUUUCUAUCAGGUACAAUAUACUCGGGAAACUGUAAAAGCCACCACCGUCAAGAUUGACAUUCAUGACAAGCCCUAUGUUGGUCAUGUUUGGCUUUACAUUUUCUGCGGACUUCUGGACGCAAUGUGGCAGACGAACGUUUAUUGGCUCAUGGGUGUGAUGUCAAGAGAUCCCGCAACACUCGCUCAUUUUGUCGGAUUUUACAAAGGAAUCCAGUCUGCUGGCGCGGCGGGCGUAUGGAGAGCUGACGGUAUAGAACUCCCAUACAUGAAUAUCUUUAUUGCCACUUGGGUUCUCCUCGCUGUUGGACUUGUAUCUGCGCUGCCAAUGAUAGUUAUGCGAGUAAAGAAUGAUACUAGGAAUGCUCCUGAGAGUCCCACAUGUGCCUCGCGAACUACAAGUGACGAGAAAAGCGUCGAAGAAUGUGAAUGAUAAGGACGAGCGAAUUCGAUCACGUUGAUUAAGGCUACCUGCUUUGGCAGCGGUCUGAAGGGCGGCGGAAUGAUUUCCUCUCCCGAAUGUGUCUAGCCUAGUAUUCCUAGUACUGCAUUUGCAGUUACUGCGAAGACGUAUGUGCUGUGGUACAUAUCUUGCUCAGAGUGAGCUCGUCCGAGCCGGCCUUUGAAUUGUCGC